Molecule: messenger RNA, 2032 nt
Organism: Telopea speciosissima
Lineage: Eukaryota; Viridiplantae; Streptophyta; Magnoliopsida; Proteales; Proteaceae
Exons: 8
Coding region: 67-1797 (576 amino acids)
Source: RefSeq, a predicted model, not a curated record
UCUCUCUGUCUAAAAGUCCUAAAAAUCUUCCUCUCUUCCACCUACUGUAAUGAGAAGCUGCAGGCAAUGCCGGGGUUAGGGUUUCAAGAGAAGAAGCCAUCGGGUUUCAAAGCUCGGGACGACAGUCCUGAUUCUGUUAUCCUUAGUAUAUUCUCUUCCACUUCUGGAAGCGCUAAUCGUUCAUUUGUAUCCGAUGUUCAUGAUCAAGAAGCUCUGGUUUCUGAAAUCUCUAAGCAUUUGGCAGGACACGAGCGUGAUUACCGUUGGUGCUCGAGUGGCCCAGAUUUAGAUCCGAGGACAUCACGUACAGUCAAUAAGAACAGUCUCCCUGCCACAAAAAGAGACAAGGCAAAAGAACGAGAAGAAGAAAUAGAGACAGAAGACGAUAACUACACCCUAGAUCAACCGCAGACUUCCUUCUCCCAAGCUCUCAAAGAAUGUCAAAACAGGCGACUCAAAUCUGAUGCUACUACAGCUGUCAAAAGAUCAGGUAGGCGAAGACUCUCUGUUUCACUUGAUUUGAAAAAUGGGGCAAGCGAUGUCACCAGCUCUUCGCCGCGAUUGGGAGGCAUGAAGAAGAGCAUUGUUUCUUCUCGCAAAACUGGUAUCUUCCCCAGUCCAGGAACACCGAAUUACCGGCACGGAAUUAUAGGGAUGCAGAAGGGAUGGAGCUCAGAACGGGUUCCAUUGCCAGUGAACGGCAGCCGGAGGUAUGCUACUGCUGCCCUCUUGCCUUUCAACAGUGGAAGGACUUUACCCUCUAAAUGGGAGGAUGCAGAAAGGUGGAUUUGCAGCCCGGUUUCGGGAGAUGGAGUGAGCAGAUCUUCGUUGCCGAACCCUCAGCAGAAGCCGAAGUCGAAAAGCGGGCCGCUUGGCGCACCGGGGAAUGCCUACUAUUCGACUUAUUCGCCAGCUACGCCGAUGUUUGAAGGCGGCAAUGUUGGCAAUUUUAUGGCAAGUUCUCCGUUUUCUGCUGGAGUACUGUUAGCAGAUGAUUUCUCCGGUCGUUGUGUUGGUAGUGGGAGUGGUGUUGGUGGCGGUGGUCCUCUUCUUGCGGCCUUCGAGCCUAGCAUUAUGCGGUCGGCUAGCGUGCAUGGUUGCUCGGAUAUAUUGAGCCUGUUAUCGUUGCAGAGGGCACAAGAAGCAAAACCUGAUUGCACCAAGGGUGCAGCAACCACAAUUUCUAGUGCUGUAUCAAGAAGGGACAUGGCAACACAGAUGAGCCCUGAGGGUAGCACCCAUUCGUCUCCCAAGGAGAGGCCUUCAUUCUCUCCCUCUCCCCUUCCCUUGCUCCUUCCCACAGUGGAGCUGCAGAGCCGUCCUUCUUCUAAAUCAGCAGUCAGGGAUGUGCAGGUAGAUGAGCGAGUCACUGUGACAAGAUGGUCCAGAAAACAUAGUACCCAAAAGCCUGAGAAGGGGCCAAUGGAUGCAGAGGACUGGAGAGAGGAAGCUGCAGAAGCUCAAGUUUCAGCUUGGGAAGUUGCCGAUACUGCAAAAUGCAAGUCAAAGCUUAAAAGGGAGGAAGCCAAGAUAACUGCAUGGGAAAAUUUGCAGAAAGCAAAGGCUGAAGCAGCAAUACGGAAACUAGAGGUGAAACUGGAGAAGAAGCGAUCGUCUUCAAUGGACAAGAUCAUGAACAAGCUGAGAUCAGCUCAGAAGAAGGCCCAAGAAAUGAGGAACUCUGUGUCAUUGAGAGAGGCCCCUCAGGUCCCUCAGAGUUCCAGUAGAGCUCUGUCAUUUAGUAAGACUAAGCAUAUGGGUUCCUUAAGUGGUUGCUUCACCUGCCAUGCCUUCUGAUGAUCAUGCACUCCGUGAUUAAUUUUUUUCUACCUUUGAACACCUGGCAGAGAAGAAAUCGCAGUGAGAUAUGGGAGAAAUAUGAGUAUUGGCAUGGACUCUGGUAUAAUUCAGUUCUGUUUCCAGCAUUAAGGACUAGCUUUCAAAGGUCCUUCCUGGGCAGCAUUCGUUCGGGAUAUAAUGUAUGUAAAGAAAAUAAUGGUUUAAAGUGAAAUGGAAGUGUGUUUCUUGAAUU